CUUGUUUACUUGUACUUCUUCUCUACCUCGUGAAAUCCCGCCAUAAUGUCCGACAAUUUCCAGGAGCUCGCCGAUAUCCCCAAGGACUUUGUCCGCGACGGUUCGCUGUUCGUCAAGAGAUGCACCAAGCCCGACCAGCGUGAAUUCAUCAAGAUCAGCCAGGCCGUCGGAAUGGGUUUCCUUAUCAUGGGUGCCAUUGGGUACUUCAUCAAAUUGAUACACAUCCCCGUGAACAACAUCCUUGUCGGCGGCGCAUAAUUGCGGAGCGAGUCGUUUUCGAAUCUUGAUACCAAUGCACAACAAAACCGGGAGUUGAGGAGGACCAGAGUCAUCAUGAUACCACGUGUCGUCGGGCGUAUUCAUCCUAUUUCGCCACCAAUGGGCUCAUCCUAGGGAACAAUCGGCAGAGGGCUAUAACGGAUACUGGGAUUGAAAGUCAUAUUUCCUUCGAAGCACUAUACUCUUUGGGCGCCGGAUGCGGCUCGGGGCAGGGAGAGUCGCGGUGAUGGGA
This is a messenger RNA of Aspergillus glaucus CBS 516.65, 511 nucleotides long. RefSeq names its product translocon subunit SSS1. Lineage: Eukaryota; Fungi; Ascomycota; Eurotiomycetes; Eurotiales; Aspergillaceae. Gene Ontology annotation, molecular function: transmembrane protein transporter activity. Gene Ontology annotation, cellular component: Ssh1 translocon complex; membrane. Gene Ontology annotation, biological process: post-translational protein targeting to membrane, translocation; protein targeting. The transcript has 5 exons. Bases 46 to 258 code for a protein of 70 amino acids. The record is from RefSeq and is a predicted model, not a curated record.